Messenger RNA from Guyanagaster necrorhizus, 1834 nucleotides. RefSeq names its product ribosomal protein L1. NCBI's taxonomy places the organism in Eukaryota, Fungi, Basidiomycota, Agaricomycetes, Agaricales, Physalacriaceae. The record is from RefSeq and is a predicted model, not a curated record. The coding region runs from base 38 to 1693 and encodes 551 amino acids. The transcript has 5 exons.
UCGCCGAGUCAGACGUAAGGUUCGAAAUCAAGCAGUCAUGGCUGGGGACGAGCUCAUUGAUUCGCGCGUCUCGGUGACCCAGUGCGAGCGCGCCGUCGAUGCCAUACAUGCCCACCAGACUAAGAAAACCGACAAGGAAUCAGCGAGUGAACUCUUACCUGGGAAAGAGCAGACCGUCUGGCUGAAUGUCGCAGUCAAGAAAGUCGCUGCUGAGAGGAAGAUAAUGCCUGUACGAAUUCCUGUGGUUCAUCCCAUUGUCGACCCUCGGACGUCGGGCGUCUGCCUCAUUACAAAGGACCCCCAGCGGGAAUACAAGGAUCUACUGGAGGCUAAGGAUAUAAAGUUUAUUUCUCGUGUCGUUGGUAUUAGCAAGUUGAAGGGGAAAUUCAAACCUUAUGAGGCUCGAAGAAUACUGCUGAAGGAACAUGGGCUGUUUUUGGCUGACGAUCGAGUUAUCCCUUUGCUUCCAAAAUUGUUGGGCGAAAAGUGGUUCCGAGCAAAAAAGCAACCCAUCCCUGUUACCAUGACUCGCAAGGAUCUCAAAAAAGAGCUUGAACACGCUGUGCAGUCGACGUACAUGAACCAGAAUCGUGGUACUAAUACUGCAAUAAAAAUUGGAAACAUGUCCCACACGCCUGCUCAGAUUCUCGCAAAUCUAAAGACUGCUCUCCCUGUCGUCGCCAAACGUAUCAGCGGUGGAUGGGACAACAUACAAGCUCUCUCCAUCAAGACUAACUCCAGUGUCUCGUUGCCAAUUUGGAGCUGUUCUUUAGGAGACGAGGAUGGUGGUCGAUGGGCAGGCUUGGGCGCAGUCGUCGACGCCGAUGCGGAGGACGAGGACAGUGACGGCGAUGAUGACGAGGCUAUGAAAGUUGAUGAGCCUGCCUCGAAAAAACCUCCAUCCGGUGGAAAGAAGCGUGCUGCUGCAGAUGACGAGGUCGAAGAAACCUCUAAGCCCAAAAAGAAAGCAAAAGCUACCGAGAACAAGUCUGCACCGGAGCCAUCCAAGUCCGUGAAAGGGAAGGCUCCCAUUCCGGCAGAAUCGUCGUCGAAGAAGGAAAAAGUGAAAGCCAUUCAUUCCCCCCCUGCAAAGGUCUCCGCGGAUUCGUCGAAGAAGUCGAAGGUUCUAGCUCCCAAUGAUACCAUUCCACCUGUGACCACGACCACGCCCUCCACUAAUACCGCCUCUACCAACUCUAGCAAGUCGAAGAAACUCAAAGCCAAAGCCUCUUCGGACGCUUCAGUCCCCGUUCCUGCUCCAGGGCCUUCACCCGCUUCGGAGACCAAGAAAUUGAAGAAGAAGGCCUCGAAAAUUACUCAGCCGGUCAAGAAAGAUGAAGGAGCGGGCGCGAAGCUUGCUAAAAAGCACAAGAGUGUCAACAAGGAGAUCGAUACCCCCAGUACAGCAGACGAUGACGCGAAAAACAAGAAGGCUUCUUCCAAGGAGACUGUUUUGCUGCUGCCAGAGCCUGCCCCUGUCGAUGAAUCUUUCAAGAAGGAUAAGAAGCGUAAAAAGGCCAAGUCAGCGGAAGAUGGCGGGGCUCAGGCCCCGGUUGACUCUCUUACUGCGGAUGACCUCAAGAAGAAACGCAGCGUUGCCCCAGGUGAGAAGAAAAAGGAUAAGGUAGUCAAGGCGAAGGGAGGCAAGAGCGCGAAGAAUGAGAUUAUUGGGAAAAAAUCGGUUUUAGCAUAGCACUUGUUUUGUCGGACGUUAAACCUUUGGUCGGUUAGUUCAGUUGCCGAUUGCCGGCCCUCAUUGCUGUGGCCCAACCAAAAUCGAUGGUUGCUUCCGUACCGCCAUGACUGCAAGGCAGCGGACUUCGACAAAAAUUUG